CCCUGUUGUCUUGAAAUCACUGAAGUCAGAGAUUCCCGAGUUCCCAGUUGCCUUGAACUCACUGAAGUCAGAGAUUUUCGAGUUCCCAGUUGUCUUGAACGCAGCAUUACAUUACAUGGGACGUGCAAAUUCACCAGCAUCAUGCUCUCUCCCUCCUCUGUGUAAAGAAAUCUAACUACAACCAACUACAGCGUACUCAAAUUGUUCCCGGGAGGCAGGACAGACAGCAGACGGCUUUUCCUGUCAUCGCUCGCGCAGAGAAGAUGCAUAUCGUUCAUUCUAGCGGGAGAGGAAUCGACAGACGCGUGAAUUGAAACUUUUAAAUUAAAAAGUAGCCGAGUUCAUUUAAAGUGGAAAAAGAGCUGGCGGUACGGGGCGGUGUACGGGCGGUGGGGUGUGUUUCCAGGUGAGUGUGUUCAGCCGGUGGCCGCUCCAGACUUCCUGGUUCUCCCUGCUGAGAGGGCGGAGCCUCGUGACAGACACGGCCGUGUUGCCGCCUCCGCUGCAAUCGCCGUGGCGAUGGGCUCUACUGUCGCCGCCCAUGAAUUGGACCUCAACACAGAGGCUGUGGUAGGGUAUGGUGACAGCAGUAGUCUCCAUCUAGAGGGACUGCCUCUACAGGCCAGUCAGUACACCAUGGAGGAGUUCUCCAGGAAGUACUACAGACGGGCUCAGAGACACAGGGACCAGCUGAAGACCAGGAAGGGGAAGGAGACCAGAGAACCAGCUGACAUGGUUACAUACUCUAAGUCCCCUCUCCAGGAGUCUCUGAUAGACUUCACAGACAGCAACAUGAACAAGGUGGCAGCUGACAUCUCCCUGGCUGUGAUGAAGUUCAUGGGAGACUACCCUCUGAAGGGACAGACAGAACAGGACCUGGUCUCAACGAUCCUAAAGCUCAGUGGGGAGUAUGGUCUGAUGAAAGAUGAAGUCUACUGCCAGGUGAUGAAGCAGGUCACAGGAAACACCAGCUCCAAAACGGACAGUUGUCAGAGAGGCUGGAGGCUACUCUACAUCCUGACUGUUAUAGGGGACAGUUGUCAGAGAGGCUGGAGGCUACUCUACAUCCUGACUGCGUUCCACGCUGUUCAGGUCCUGAAGCCCUUCCUGUUAACGUUCCUGUUGGACGCCUGCUCUGGUCCUGGAGUCCACUACCAAGGUAUAGCCAAGGCGUGUGAGCAGAACCUGAGGAGAACCUUCCAGUACGGAGGAAGAAUCGAACACCCCAACAGCAUGGAGCUGAAGGCCAUCAUGGCUGGGCGGAGCUCCAAGAGACAGUUGUUCCUCCUACCAGGCGGCAUCGAGAGACACCUCAAAAUCAAGACCUGCUCAGUGUCUCUGGAUGCUAUAGAGGAGCUAUGCAAUGACAUGGGACUGCACAGACUGGAGGCCAUGGAUGAGUACGCUGUAUUUGUGGUCACACACCGAGGUCAGAAUGUCCGUCCCCUCAAUAAGAGGGAGUACAUCCUGGACAUUACUACGGAGGCGGAGCCAGUGGACAGUAACUACAGCCUGUGGUUCAGGAGGGUCAUCUGGACACAGCCGCUUAAAUUUGACAACGAGCUCUGUGUCACCAUGCAUUAUAACCAGGUGUUACCAGACUAUCUAAAGGCCUUGCUGAGUGUGGUUCCUCAGAGUAAAGCCAGUGAGCAGCAGCUGCAGCAGUUGGCCAAGCUGGCAGCAUUACAACACCGUGCUAAAGAUACCGUCUUCCUGCCCACCAUUGGUGAGGUCCAGGAGUAUGUCCCCCCCCAGCUCUACAUCAGACAGCCUCCUCAGCCCUGGCUCAACAUGGUCACUCAGCAUAUGCAGCAGGUCUCUCCUCUGAGUCCUCACCAGGCCAGGGCUCAGUUCCUCGGUCUGGUCAGUGCGUUCCCGAUGUUUGGUUCCUCCUUCUUCUACAUCCAGUCCAGCAGCAACAUCUCCAUCCUGGCUCCCUGUGUGUUGGCUGUCAACCAGAACGGACUGCACUUCCUACACAAGGACUCACAUGAGGCCACGGCGUGUUACCCUCUAAAUGAGAUCCAGUCCACCAGAACCCAGAGACCAACAGGAGGCUCCAGCUCCUCCUAUCCCUACGUAGACAUUCUGCUGGGAGACCUGCUGACACAGCGAAUCACACAGCUGCAGCUGGAACAGGGUCUGGAGCUGUGUCGGGUCAUUGCCAUGCACAUGGAAAACAUGCUGUCUCUCCGGGAGAAGAGACUCACCCUGCCACCGAGUGAGAUCACUCUGUUAUAACACUGUCUGUCUGUCUGUCUGUCAGUCAGCUACUCAGUCAGUCAGUCAGUCAACCAGCUACUCAGUCAGUCAACCAGCUACUCAGUCAGUCAGUCCGGGAGAAGAGACGUUAGAAGGUGGUAGAUGGUGGUAGAUGGUGGUAGUUAGUGGUAGAUGGUGGUAGUUAGUGGUAGAUGGUGGUAGUUAAUGGUGGUAGUUAGUGAUAGUUGGUGGUAGUUAGUGGUAGAUAGUGGUAGAUGGUGAUAGUUAGUGGUAGUUGGUGAUAGUUAGUGGUAGAUGGUGAUAGUUAAUGGUAGAUGGUGAUAGUUAAUGGUAGAUGGUGGUACUUAGUGGUAGUUGGUGAUAGUUAGUGGUAGAUGGUGGUAUAUGGUGGUAGUUGGUGGUAGAUGGUGGUAGUUAGUAGUAGAUGGAGGUAGAUGGUGAUAGUUAGUGGUAGAUGGUGAUAGUUGAUGGUGGUAGUUGGUGGUAGUUGGUGGUAGUUAGUGGUAGUUGGUGGUAGUUAGUGGUAGUUAGUGGUAGAUGGUGAUAGUUAGUGGUAGUUGGUGGUAGAUAGUGGUAGAUAGUGGUAGAUGCUGGUAGUUAGUAGUAGAUGGUGGUAGUUAGUGGUAGAUGCUGGUAGUUAGUUGUAGAUGGUGAUAGUUAGUGGUAGAUGGUGAUAGUUAAUGGUAGAUGGUGAUAGUUAAUGGUAGAUGGUUGUACUUAGUGGUAGUUGGUGAUAGUUAGUGGUAGUUGGUGGUAGAUGGUGGUAGUUAGUAGUAGAUGGAGGUAGAUGGUGAUAGUUAGUGGUAGAUGGUGAUAGUUAAUGGUAGAUGGUGGUAGUUAGUGGUAGUUGGUGGUAGAUGGUGGUAGUUGGUUGUAGUUAGUGGUAGUUGGUGAUAGUUGGUGGUAGAUGGUGGUAGAUGGUGAUAGUUAGUGGUAGUUUGUGGUAGAUGGUGAUAGUUGGUGGUAGAUGGUGAUAGUUGGUGGUAGAUGGUGAUAGUUAGUGGUAGUUUGUGGUAGAUGGUGGUAGUUGGUGGUAGAUGGUGGUAGUUAGUGGUAGUUGGUGUUAGAUGGUGGUGGUGGUAGUUAGUGGUAGAUGGUGGUAGUUAGUGGUAGUUGGUGGUAGUUAGUGGUAGAUGGUGGUAGUUAGUGGUAGUUGGUGGUAGAUGGUGAUAGUUGGUGGUAGAUGUUGAUAGUUGGUGGUAGAUGGUGAUAGUUGGUGGUAGAUGUUGGUAGUUAGUGGUAGAUGGUGGUAGAUGUUGGUAGUUAGUGGUAGUUGGUGGUAGAUGUUGAUAGUUGGUGGUAGAUGGUGAUAGUUAGUGGUAGAUGCUGGUAGUUAGUGGUAGAUGGUGAUAGUUAGUGGUAGAUGGUGAUAGUUAAUGGUAGAUGGUGGUACUUAGUGGUAGAUGCUGGUAGUUAGUGGUAGAUGGUGAUAGUUAGUGGUAGAUGGUGAUAGUUAAUGGUAGAUGGUGGUAGUUAGUGGUAGUUGGUGGUAGUUAGUGGUAGUUGGUGGUAGAUGGUGGUAGUUGGUGGUAGUUCGUGGUAGUUGGUGGUAGAUGGUGGUAGAUGGUGAUAGUUGGUGGUAGAUGGUGAUAGUUAGUGGUAGUUUGUGGUAGAUGGUGAUAGUUGGUGGUAGAUGGUGAUAGUUAGUGGUAGUUGGUGGUAGUUAGUGGUAGAUGGUGGUAGUUGGUGGUAGAUGGUGGUAGUUAGUGGUAGUUGGUGGUAGAUAGUGGUAGAUGGUGAUAGUUAGUGGUAGAUGGUGGUAAAUGGUGGUAGUUGGUGGUAGUUCGUGGUAGUUGGUGGUAGUUGGUGGUAGAUGGUGGUAGAUGGUGAUAGUUGGUGGUAGAUGGUGAUAGUUAGUGGUAGUUUGUGGUAGAUGGUGAUAGUUGGUGGUAGAUGGUGGUAGUUAGUGGUAGUUGGUGGUAGUUAGUGGUAGAUGGUGGUAGUUGGUGGUAGAUGGUGGUAGUUAGUGGUAGUUGGUUGUAGAUAGUGGUAGAUGGUGAUAGUUAGUGGUAGAUGGUAGUAGAUGGUAGUAGAUGGUAGUAGAUGGUGGUAGUUGGUGGUAGAUGGUGGUAGUUAGUGGUAGUUUGUGGUAGAUGGUGAUAGUUAGUGGUAGUUGGUGGUAGUUAGUGGUAGAUGGUGAUAGUUGGUGGUAGUUGAUGAUAGUUGGUGGUAGAAGGUGGUAGUUAGUGGUAGAUGGUGAUAGUUAGUGGUAGAUGGUGGUAGAUGGUGAUAGUUGGUGGUAGAUGGUGAUAGUUGGUGGUAGAUGGUGAUAGUUAGUGGUAGAUGGUGGUAGAUGAUGAUAGAUGGUGGUAGAUGGUGAUAGUUGGUGGUAGAUGUGGUAGUUAGUGGUAGAUGGUGAUAGUUGGUGGUAGAUGUUGGUAGUUAGUGGUAGUUAGUGGUAGAUGGUGGUAGUUAGUAGGAGAUGGUGAUAGUUGGUGGUAGAUGGUGAUAGUUAGUGGUAGAUGGUGGUAGAUGGUGAUAGUUGGUGGUAGAUGGUGGUAGUUUGUGGUAGUUGAUGAUAGUUGGUGGUAGAAGGUGGUAGUUAGUGGUAGAUGGUGAUAGUUAGUGGUAGAUGGUGAUAGUUGUUGGUAGUUAGUGAUAGUUGGUGGUAGAUGGUGAUAGUUAGUGGUAGUUGGUGGUAGAUGAUGAUAGUUAGUGGUACAUGGUUGUAGAUUGAUCGUUCUGUCUCUACACCACACUGUCACAAGGGGGAGGAAUAACUCUGAUCUAUCGGUAGUCUAAACUGUGGCACAGAUUGACCAUCUUUUCCUAAAUCAAUGGAGGUGUUUUCAGUCUGAUAGUCUCUCUUCUCUGGCAAUAAAGUCCUGCAUCAGGCAACAACACAUUAGCUGGCAGUGGUUCUGGAGUUAAGAGAGAACUUACACUUGACAUGUGGACUUUUUCCAAAAGAAGGCACGGUGGGCUGUUGGUUUCUGUCCCUCUGAAAACCAGAAGAACCAGAAGAAUAAUUCUAAAAAAAAAACUGUCUUUAUUUACCACAUUGUGGAAGAGUAUGAAGGGAGUUUCUGACACACGAAGUCCUCCUUUACUGAGGUGAAGAAGAGACGGGAUGAAAGAGAGUCCGGCGAGGAUUUGUCUUUAAUAAAGAAAUGUUUUGACUGUUUUGUCCAAGUUAAUCUUCUCAUAUUGUGUUCUAUUAUCUGUGACACUGUGGUUGAAAUGAAGAAUGUAAACUAAAUCAAUCUAAUUAAAUCCUAUUCAUAAUGAAUAAUCA
Molecule: messenger RNA, 5458 nt
Organism: Oncorhynchus keta (chum salmon)
Lineage: Eukaryota; Metazoa; Chordata; Actinopteri; Salmoniformes; Salmonidae
Product: unconventional myosin-XV-like
Exons: 18
Coding region: 520-2241 (573 amino acids)
Cellular component (GO): cytoskeleton
Source: RefSeq, a predicted model, not a curated record